This is a messenger RNA of Drosophila ficusphila, 471 nucleotides long. RefSeq lists its product as uncharacterized. Lineage: Eukaryota; Metazoa; Arthropoda; Insecta; Diptera; Drosophilidae. The transcript has 2 exons. The record is from RefSeq and is a predicted model, not a curated record. Bases 1 to 471 code for a protein of 156 amino acids.
AUGGAAGUCAGCUCUUCGGAUCCGGAACUAAUAAGACUCGAGGCAAAGAUCGUUCGAAUGGGGCGGGCGCAAUACGGAUUGUCUGCUACUGUCGAUUGGAAUUACGAUGCGACCGAGGAAACUAUGGUUGAAUUCACUAUCCUUUACAGCACUUCGGGAGAUAAGAGAGACUAUAAAUUGCUCCCUUGGGCGAUUCCCAAACAAUCCCUUUACCACUUUCUCAGCACCUUCUACAAGGAUCGUUUAAUGGAUAAAUAUGAGUCCUGCACCAAUAUGCCUCACAUUAAGGACAAGUUUGAACCGCCCUGGCUAAAGCAGAAAUAUUACGCCGACAAAUGCGUGGACGAUGGCAAAGGUGUGAUGGAUGUCGUACCUCCCGGAUUCUACAAAUUCAUAUUGAAUUGUACCGGACCGGAUCAGCCCUCUUGGGGUGCAGUUGGUCUUUAUAAAAUUACAACCAAAUUUUUUUAA